AUGAGCAACUUCAAUGAUAUCCUCGCUAAUCUUUUUCGAAGUCACAAAAAUUGUCACGGAUAUAUGUUGUGCAGAAUUUUGGUCGCUAGAGAAUGUCGAAGGUUAGGAGAAAAUAAUAAAACGAUAAUCGCUGGUGUAGCAAAUUAUUUAUGGAAAACUUCAACGAGUCAAGAAAAAUCCGAAUAUACCGAUUUGGCACAAAGAGUAAAAACCCUUUAA
This is a messenger RNA of Diversispora eburnea, 219 nucleotides long. Lineage: Eukaryota; Fungi; Glomeromycota; Glomeromycetes; Diversisporales; Diversisporaceae. The record is from the annotation of a GenBank genome assembly.